This is a messenger RNA of Daktulosphaira vitifoliae (grape phylloxera), 3575 nucleotides long. RefSeq names its product RAB11-binding protein RELCH-like. The record is from RefSeq and is a predicted model, not a curated record. The transcript has 20 exons. Gene Ontology annotation, molecular function: protein binding. The coding region runs from base 185 to 3295 and encodes 1036 amino acids. Lineage: Eukaryota; Metazoa; Arthropoda; Insecta; Hemiptera; Phylloxeridae. Gene Ontology annotation, cellular component: recycling endosome; trans-Golgi network. Gene Ontology annotation, biological process: intracellular cholesterol transport.
CAAAAACAGUUAAUUUUUUUACAUUUAUCUCUCUAGAAAUUAAUAUUUUACACAUAGUUUUAAAAUUUUGAAUUUUAAUUUAUAUGGUUAAUCUAUUUAUUACAGUAAAAAUGUUUGUCUACAGCAUGCGAUGGAGUAUUUUUAAUUAUACUUAAUUAUUGUAUGGUGGACUGAAUGUCUUAUUAUGUCUUCAUCUGAUGAAAUUGCAGCUAAUCUAAGCUACAACGAUAUAGCUCGAAAAUUACUUAAUGAUCGGUUGUUAUUGACUGCUUUAGAACUGCAUUAUGAAUUGGUUGAAGCUGGUAAAGAAUUGCCUGGUCUUCGAGAGUUCUUCUCCAAUCCAUCAAACUUCGAACACACUUCUCCACAGAAUGAUAACAUCAGUAUUACACUUAGUAUGGGUCGUUCAUCAAGUCAGGCAACAUUAGAUUCAUUAGAAUUAACUCGAUAUUCUGAAGAUGGUGACAAAACCAUAAAUGAGCGAAUUGCAGUAUUGGAAUUUGAAUUAAGAAAAGCAAAAGAUACUAUUAAUGCCCUUAGAGCUAACUUAACUGUUGCAGCUGUAGAGCCUGAAGAAUUUAAUAGAGAAAAUAAUAAUCAAAAAAAUGAAUAUGAUGAACCAAUAAAACCCCAUGAACAAAGGGUACUUAACUUUUUGGUGAAUGAAUACCUUAUGCAGAAUAGUUAUAAACUAACAUCAAUCACAUUUUCUGAUGAAAAUGAAAAUCAAGAUUUUGAAAUUUGGGAUGAUGUAGGUCUUAAUAUUUCAAGACCUCCCCAUUUAUUAUCCUUGUAUCGAGAUAGAGCAAAAUGUUACUUGAAAAAAGAUGAAUAUUGUCAGAGUAAUAUAAUUGAUUUUGCAAAUUUUUCAACUCAGACAGAAGAAAGUUACCAUGACUUUAAUAACAAAAUUUUAAUGCUUAAAGAAACUAAUGAAAACCUCCUUUCUCAAGUAAAUUUGCUCAAAACUAAUAAAAUUUCUGAUAAUUUAAGUAGCAUACCAAAAGAAAAGUGGUUGCGCAUUGGUAAAUUACCUACAAAAGAAAAUUCUGCCAAAUGUGAACUACUAACAUUUUACAACACACUCAUAGAAAAAUGUUGGCCAGAUCAACAGUCUGUGUUAUUAGAUUUAGAUGUUGUACUGAAUACAGUAAUGGAUACAAAUAUAGAAUUAAACUUGUACCCUCUUAUAAAAUUACUUGAAAAUCAAAAAAUUUGCCAUUAUCAAAAUGAUGACACAUCAAUUGAUAUCAAUAAACAAGAGGAUUUUGUAUUAUUAAGUGUACUUAUGAUGCAUAUUCAUCCUGAUGAAAAUGAAAAAGAAAAAUUAUUGUGUUCAAUGUUAAACUUAAAAAAAAAACCUAGUAAAAAAGAGAGGAGCUCAAUUAUUCAAGGUUUAUCUUGGUUCAUUAAGUAUUCUCAAAAUUAUUUUUUUGAUAAAAUUAUCUUACCAAAUUUCUGGAUUUUACUAAAUGAUAAGUAUGUUGAAAGAAGGUUAUUAGUCGCUGAAGGUUGUUCAUUUUUUAGCCCUCACAUUACUUGUGAAUUGAGACAAUCUCUAUUGUCUCUUUUGCAACAAAUUUUAAUUGAAGACUCAGAUGAAACUGUUCGUGCAGCUGCUAUUAAAAGUAUUGCAAUUAAUGCAGCUAAUAUUUUCAAUAGUGAUAAAUAUACUCAGGUUGAAGAGCUCCUUUUUAUUGGUUUGAAGGAUGUAUGUAAAGAUAAUUUUGAGAUUACUAUUAACACAUUGCUACCAGUUUUAGCUAAAUGGGCAUUUGAUUCUGAGCGAUUACAAUCACAUUGUUUUACCCGUCUAAUAAAUUCUCUUAUUUCUCUAAUAGAGGCUUUAGAAUCUCAAAAAAAUAUCCAAAAAGUUGAACUAUUAGAAAGAAAUUGUUGUGCUAUGGUUCAUGCAAUUAGAUCCAUUCUACCAUACAUGGUGUUGUAUGUAGCUUCGGCCCCAGAGUGUUUAUCAUUAAAAAAGGAUCACAUGUCUAGAGGAGAAUUAAGAACAGGUUUUUCAGAUUUAUGUGUAGGAUUAUGUGAUCCAACAAUAUUUUUUUCCAACCCAGACUAUAAAAUUGGUAUUGUGAUGUGUAUAUUUGAUAUGGCUGUUGAAAACAUAGAUAAAACAUGGACCAGACUUCAAUGGCUUUUAGAAUUCAUGCUGCCUAAGAUGAUAGAUAUGGCUUUUCUUGUGUCAAUUUCCAAUAAAAAACUUUUACAAUCGCUUAAGUUUUUAUUUCAAUCGUUUUGCUGUGGAUUUGGAUCAAAGUUUACACUAUCUAGGGUUAAGCCCCUAUUUACUAAGAAAAUUCAAGAACUAGAAAAAUUAUUUGCAAAUGUCAAUGAAUCUUUACCAUCAUUAUCAAUUAUUUUUCUAUAUUUAUAUACAGUAUUAGCACCUAUACAGUCAGAAGAAACUGAACUAGAAUCUUUGCUCAAGAAAUAUGUUUGUAUGUUACCCUUAUGUGGUGUUCCUAUUGAUGUUUUACAUACAACUGUAUUUGAGUUGGCUUCAAAUCAUUCUCAUUUACAUAACAUAAUAUUAUCAUCGCUUUGGGAGGGAGUAAUCAGUCAAAAAGAAAGUGUACGUUUAGCUGUUACCAAAUUAUUAUCAUCAAUUAUACCUUGUCUGUCUGAUAUAAAUAUAACUAACAGGGUAGUACCUGCUCUUAUUACACUAUCAAAUGACUGUAAUAGUGAUGUCAAAAUAGCUUUGGUUCCAGUUAUUGGUGAAUUAAUGACUUCUACUAAUAAUAAAGAUACCAUUGAAAAAUGUCGGUUUCAAAUGAAAAGUUUGAUGGAAGACAGAUCAUUAAAUGAUAAUAAUGCAUUUGCUACCGAACUAAUAACUGCCUUUGGUAAAAUGGCACCAAAAUCUGAUCAACUAUACAGGGAAGAAGUUAUAAUGGUGCAAUUAAACAUGUACUCUGGUGUAGCAGUCCGAAUUAAUGACAUUUCGAGAAAAAUUCAUCUUACUAAAGUAUUAUUAGAUGCAUUUAGUUCUAUACUUUAUGAAUGUACAUUAUCUCAAAGUGCAAUUACUUCAUCUCUAUUACCUAGCUUAAGGUGCUUAGAAGAUCUGUGUAUUAAAAUUAAUUUACCUCAAAAAGAAUUAUCAAUUUUGUUGAUCAAAGAAGCAGAAUCAAAAUUAGCAAACAACUUGGAAAAUGGUAAUAGUAGUGGCUUAAAUGUAACUCAAGAUUUAAAGCCUAAAAUGGUAAAAAUGUUUCAAUCAUCAAAUAUUGCUAAGCAGACUAUGUUUUGGAAGAAAAGUAAUUCAACACAAUGAAAAAUUACAAUUACUACAAAUGAAGACCACGUUACUUAAAUUUUAUGUGUUAAAUGAUAAAAAUUUUGAUUUUGUUACAUAAUGAUCUGUAUGCUGAAUAAUGUUGUAUACUCGGAUAAUACUUAAAAUAGGAAAGAUUAAUAUAAUAUGUGAUAUUUAAAAAAAUGAUUUUUAAUUGUAUUACUAAGAUAUUUUUAAUAUUAUAAAGUAUUAGAUAAUGCAUAAUAUAUAUAUAUAUAUUAUUUUUUUGAUGGAUUUAUAAUAAAUGCAAUAUACUAAA